GCGAAGGAAGGUAGUUUGUGUAUCUUCUUUCGUUUAUUAUUAAGCUUACGUUUUAUUAGCAUGUAAUAUGAGAUACAAUUUUGGCCUUAAAAUAAAUUUAAAUCUCUAGAGUCAAUGUAUCUUUAAAUUUUUGGUGCCCAAAAUAGUAGAAGUCUGAACUUCUUUAUCUUUCAGCACAUUUAGCUUAAAAGUUUGAUCUCUAUUCUGAGUAACAACGUUAUAUUUGAAAUAUAAAACUAUAGGAGAUAUUUAAUAUAAAUCUGGUUUUUCUGAAUGUUUCUGUGCUUUUCUUUCUUUUAAAGAAUGAAAGUAUUGAAGUAUCUAGUUUUUCUGUGUGCUGCAACUUUAUUAGUUGUUGCUGAAAAUGAACCCAAAGAUAGUCCAGAUAUUCAGAAUCAAGCUGAGGAAGUUCCAAAUGAAACAGAGGAAAUACCUUAUGCAACCCCAGUUCCUAUUGGCAAUACAUACAUAGCUGAGCAUUUUGAUGACAGGGAAGAUUUUCAGAAAAAAUGGGUUGUAUCUGAAGCAAAGAAAGAUGGAGCUGAAGAUGAAGUUGCCAAAUAUGAUGGUCAGUGGUCAGUAGAAGAAGCUGAAAAAAAUGGAUUAACUGGUGAUUUAGGCCUUGUGUUAAAGUCUAAAGCCCGUCAUCAUGCAAUUUCAGCCAGGCUAGACAAACCAUUUUUGUUUGACAACAAACCUUUUGUAUUGCAAUAUGAAGUUAGGUUUCAAAAUGGACAAGAAUGCGGUGGUGCUUAUUUGAAACUUCUAUCUCAAGUACCAAAUAUGGAUUUACAUACUUUUCAUGACAAGACACCUUAUACUCUUAUGUUUGGCCCUGAUAAAUGUGGAAAUGAUCAUAAGCUUCACUUCAUAUUUCGACACAGAAAUCCAAAAAAUGGUAGCCUUGAAGAAAAGCAUUGGAAAAAAACAACUCAAAUUCCAAAGUUUGAUGAUGUUUUUAAAGACAAAAAGCCACAUCUUUUCACUUUAAUUAUUAAUCCAGACAACAAGUUUGAAGUUCUUGUAGAUAAAGUUAGUGUUCAUAAAGGAAGUUUACUUGAAGAUUUUCAACCACCUGUCAAUCCUGAAUCAGAAAUUGAUGAUCCCAAUGAUGUCAAGCCUGCAGAUUGGGAUGAAAGAGAAAAGAUUCCUGAUCCCACUUCUUCAAAACCUGAUGAUUGGGAUGAAGAUGCACCCAGGCAAAUUAUAGAUCCUAAUGCCAGAAAGCCUAGUGGCUGGUUAGAUGAUGAACCAGAAUUGAUCCCUGACCCUAAUGCUGAAAAACCCACUGAUUGGGAUGAUGAAAUGGAUGGUGAAUGGGAACCUCCCUUAAUAACAAAUCCCAAAUGUGAAAAAGUUGGCUGUGGAAAAUGGAAAGCACCUUUAGUAGAUAAUCCCAAGUAUAAAGGCAAGUGGAGGGCAACCCUCAUUGACAACCCAAACUAUAAGGGAAAAUGGAAGCCGAGGAGAAUUUCCAAUCCUCAUUACUUUGAAGAUAAAUACCCAUACAAAAUGACACCUAUAGCAGCUGUUGGCUUUGAAUUGUGGUCAAUGGUGGACGGAAUUAUGUUUGACAAUGUUAUCAUUACCGAUGAUCCAUAUGUAGCUGAACAUUGGGCUUCAGAAACAUUUGAUUUAAAAAAGGAACUUGCUGACAGAGAAACUGAUAACAUGAUAACAAGACUCUUCAAGUAUACAAAUAAGAAUCCUUGGCUUUGGGCAGUUUACCUAGUAGUAAUAGGUCUUCCUAUUGUAUUAUUCAUUAGUUUUUGCUGUACAUCACCUCGAUCCCCUGCUACAAUUGCUGCCCAGAGGGAUAUUGAAAAUAAACGAAAGGCAUAUGCAAACAAAGCAUUCAGUCCUCCUCAAGAAGAUAAAACAUCUAAAGAAGCAACUAUAACUGAGGUCAAAGAAGAGGAAGAGGAGGAGGAAGAAGAAGAAGUGGAAGAAACAGAAGAGGUAGAAUUAAUAAGUGAGAGUAAAAAUGAUAUAGAAACUAAUAAUGAAGACAAGGAAAAUGAAGCUGAUCAAAAAGAAGAUGCUGAAACUGAUAUCAAAGAAAACGGGCAAGACGAAGAACUAAUGCCAGAACAAGAAACUGAAGGAAGUGAUUUUCCCAGAAGGCGGCGACCACGUAAAGAAUAACUAAAAUUGAACAAAAUUCAUUUUUGCCAUGGAGCAAGUGUGCAAGAUCAAGUGCCUAGUCAAAAGAUAAAGAAGUAACACUAACAAAGCAUAGUAAGAAUUAGAUCUGAAUUUUUACAUCCGGACUAUUUUGGCUGUGAAGUUAUGACUCCAUGGCAUUUGUAGUAUUCAGUAGUGCGAACAAGCUGAAUGAAUCAAAUGGAUAUUGUGAUUGGAUUAGUAAGUGGAAGUGGCUGGAUUUUUUGUGGCAUUUUGUUUCAUUUGUCACAGCUUUUGGGACACUCGUACUAAACUAAUCAAAAUUAGCUACCUUAUGUUACUGAUUUGAAACAUCAUUUUCAAAGUGCUGGCAUAAUUGAGAAUAAAAGAAGUGAUGGGAUUUGUGUUAUGUAUUUGCUAUUUCAAGACAUUUCAUGUGGUUUCUGUGUAGAACAAAAAAGAGAGAAAAGGUUUUUUUAAAGCUUUGCCAGUGCAGGAUUUUCGUCUACAAUUUGUCUUACAAAGAAAAAAAAAUUAGUCUCUUUCUUUUAUAAAUCCUGUUCACAUUGAAACGUUUUAUUGUUUACUAUUGAUUUCUGGUUCAUCAUUGCCUGAUCUUACUGUUAUUUUCGUAUGUCAAUACAUCCCCCCCCCUCCCAGAACAAUAACUUUAAUCAUAGCUGUACGUAAGGUGAAUUAAUUUCCCCAAUUUUUGAAGGAUUAAAAUCCUAUUCUUAAAAACAAAAACAUUCAAAGCUAAAAAGAACUCAAUUGAAUGCUUUAAUUUGACUUUAUAAGUAGCUUUUUAAGUUUAAAAUUACUUAAGUUACUCUUAAAAAUAAAAAUGACUGAAAUGAUGCAAACAUGUAAAAUCCCAUCACAAGUACAAACUUAUUGUAUUUAUCUGACUACUAUUGCAUUGUUAUUUGCAUAAAUUUGCUUCAAAAGUUUUGUACUGUUUUGACUUUUGGGUACUUAUAAUGUGUGUAUAACAAAUUUCUAUGGCACUUAAGUUCAUUAAGCAAUUACUUACUAGUCUUUUAUUUAUAUUAAAUUUUUAGUUUUGAUACUGCAACUAAAAUGAAGGCGCAAUGCAAUCCUGGCAGCUUUUUAAUAUCAGGCAAUUUCUCUGUGCUGUAAUUAUAUACUUCCAUCAUUCAUUGCAUUCAUUGAAAUAUUUACUUGAAUUGUCUUGCACUCUGUUUAUGUAUUAAAAGCACUUGUUCUGUGGUUUACUUGAAUGCUUCAACAUUCAAAAAUUUUAUAAAAUAAAAAGGAAGUACCAAAAUCCUUCCACCAAGAUAUACAUUUUAUGAUAGCUUUAAGUUAUUCAAGUUUUUACACUAUUAAUUUGUGUUAGUAUUUAGAUUUUUCUUUUGUUUUUUGUGUUAAUAUUCUAUUACUUGUUUGUUUUUUUCAUUCAUAGCUUUAGAACCACAAAAACUAAAAUCUAUUCAAGAUUGUUGAUUUAUUACAUGGUUUAGCAGAUGACGCUAAAAGUAUUUGUAAAUACAUUAUAUAUUUUUGUGCACCAAAGUGAUCAAAUCUCAUCAUGCAGUCUAUAUACUGGGGCUAAAAAUCAAAUUCUUUGAAUGUUGAAAAGACUUCUCUGCAAGAUUUACAAUUGGAGUGGAUCCGAUUUUUUUUUUUUUUUGGAAGAGAGAGAAAAUAGCAAUGUCAUUCGGACUCUUUAAAACCUAAAGUUUACUGUGUUUUCCCAUAACAUUGUCCGAAUUCCUUAAAAAUAUUGUUUAUUUCAUUAAAUUUACAUUACAAAUGUAAUAAAGCUUUUUAAAUUGUAAUUCAGUAUUAAUAUUUUUAGUAUUGAAUGAAAAUAAAUUUAGCUUUAGCAGUUCCUUGACAAUUGUUGUUAUAGUUAAGAAUUUUAAGAAGAAACAGUUAAAAUAAUAACAAAUAAUUCCCAUACUUUACAGAUUAAUGCUAAAUACUUUGAAAUAGAAAAUUCAAUUUCCUGCAAUGGAUUCAAAAAGAUUACAAAUUUUACUUCAUACGCACUGUUAAAGACAUAGAAAAAGUCGAUUGGUAGUAUUAUUUUUACAGAAACAGGUUUUUUCAUUCCAAAUGUACUUAUAAUCUAUUAUCAAUUGCAAUCAACAUACACCUGACAGUCGAAUAUGUUUUUCUUUUUUUUUUAAAUAAAGUUUAACUUAACAGAUAUGUCAAAUAAAAAAAAAAAACAUUUCUUCAUUUUCAUCAAAGUUUUUUGAAUCUUAGUCUACUGCCUAGACUAUUUUCAAGGAGGUAAUAAGAAAUUGUGGCUGGAAUCCUAUCAUCCCGCCUUGAAUUUUAGCCCCUGACAUUGUAUGAAUGAACAAAUCCUUCUAAAUGCAAGCAUUAAAAUUUUUGAUUUUUGUUGCUUGAUAUAUUAUUCUCUAUUGAGACACUUUAUUCACUAAUAUUAACAUAGUUUACCAUUUCUUUCAAGUAACAUUAGAAGUAUUUAAAAAAAUUUCAAUUGUGUUAUAGAUUGAUUGAUGUUUUUAUUCUAAGCAAUUUAUAUAAGAAUUCAAAAGUUUCAUCAUUUUCUUAAACAUUUUAAUGUAAGUUUGGACUUGAUAUUUUGUUUGUUUAGUGAACACCUGUAUCUGCUUACUGCAAAGCAAUGUUUUCAGCAAUUAGAUUUUUUUAAGUUUUUUGUAUUGUAGUGACAAAUUAUAAUGUACCUUCCUUUUUGUGUGAUUUCAAAGUAUUAUUUCAAUGAAGCAUUCUUUUUAUCUCUUAGGUCAGUAUGUUUUUUCCUACACAAUUAAAUUAUUGCUUGAGCAUUAAAGACAAAAAUUGUUUCUUGUACUUACGUAUAAAAUAUAAAGCAUGCUUCAUUGUAUUCUAUGCUUGUGUAUUGCUGAAUAAUUUAUUAGUGUGUUUGUCUCGCUUUUAUGAAGAUAAUAAAACACUUUGUUUAGAAAAUUGCAGUUUUUUUUUAUUUUAAAUAUUUUAUUUUAAAAUUUUUAACACAUAUGCUUUUGUUUUUUAAAAUUAUAUGCUCUUAAAAGAAAGAUUUAUAGUUUAGUAUGUUUGGUUGUAUACAUGCACUUUAAUAAAUGUUACUAAG
Molecule: messenger RNA, 5197 nt
Organism: Uloborus diversus
Lineage: Eukaryota; Metazoa; Arthropoda; Arachnida; Araneae; Uloboridae
Gene: Cnx99A
Product: calnexin-like
Exons: 19
Coding region: 304-2145 (613 amino acids)
Biological process (GO): protein folding
Cellular component (GO): endoplasmic reticulum membrane; endoplasmic reticulum
Molecular function (GO): calcium ion binding
Source: RefSeq, a predicted model, not a curated record